AAAAAAAAAAAAAAAAAAAAAAAAAAAAAAGGUCUCUUACAACAUCUCUCUACGGAUGAAGUACCGAAACGGUGCUACUGUUGUACGCUUCUCGCAACCCGGUGCUGUUUUUUGCCCCGAGGAGAAAGUCGUGAAUGAAGUUGCCGUGAUGCGGUUUCUCAUGGAUCAGACGUCCAUUCCUGUUCCAUUUAUCCUCCAUUCUGGUACGAAGAAGGGGAGUCCCCUUGAACUGAGCCCAUUCAUUAUGGUGGAUUAUAUCGAGCACGAGACGAAAAUGUACGAUGCUCUCAACAUAUCGGGGUGUCUGAAAGAGGAACGCGGAAUCUUGGACCCGAAUAUCGACCAGGACAGGCUUGGGAUACUGUAUGGGCAGAUGGCGGGUAUUCUGCUUUAGCUUUCCAUUCCCUCGUUGCCCCGGAUAGGAUCGCUUAGCCAGAUCGAUGAUUUUACCCGGGACGUGAUACGCCGGCCUUUGUCGAUGAAUAUGAAUGAUCUUAUGCGACGAGGGUGUUUGCCGCGAUCAAAACUUUCUGAUGCAAACGCUACAUUUAACACAAAUUUUUCAUAUCUCGAAGCCCUAGCAUCUGAUACACCAAAUAAUGUCCUUCUCAACGAGAGUAUGCAGGAGAGCUGGGAGAGUGGAGAUUUCUGGAUCGUGUAUUCUGUGCUGCAUAGUUUUGCUUUUGAUGCUAUUUACUGGUUGAAGAUUGACCCGCGGUUCUUUGGGGAUGCUGAGAGUCCCGAGGAGGCAUGGGAUCCAGAUGAGUAUACUGCGGCUUUUCAUGGGCAAUUGAAGAGUGAGAAAGCGGAUGGAGCACGCGAGAUUGAGAACGAAGUGAAGGAGGAUAAGAGAAACUAUAUCGAAGCUGACGUUGGUGGGGCCGAACCCUUGGGGAUCUCAGGGACAGAUACCAUAAGCACUAACUUGUCUCGCUAGUUGCGAUCGCAGGUAUAAUUUAGUACUAGUGGGAACAGAAUCUCUCCCAAUGGUUCAAUCGUGGAAGUUUGUGCAAAGCAAUGCAUUUCUUAUCUUCAAUCCCCGGGCUUAUAAUAAGCUCAGUGCAUGCAGAGACUUGCUUGAUUAAAUUAAAUCAGCUGAUCAUCAACUGAUUAUCAGAAGUCACCAGAGACAGAAAUACAUCAACAUUCUCCACGACCACUAUCCUCGCGAACAAGACGCGAGCUUCAAUACAGUACUAAGAAUGCUCAGAUACAUAUCUGACGCAUACCGAUCAUUACUUACCUCUUACCUCCCUUGUCCAGUAUGGUAUCGAUAGCAAUUCCUCUUUCUUAAAAUUAAACUAUUAA
This is a messenger RNA of Aspergillus glaucus CBS 516.65, 1308 nucleotides long. RefSeq lists its product as uncharacterized. The record is from RefSeq and is a predicted model, not a curated record. The transcript has a single exon. Lineage: Eukaryota; Fungi; Ascomycota; Eurotiomycetes; Eurotiales; Aspergillaceae. The coding region runs from base 485 to 937 and encodes 150 amino acids.